AUGGAAAAUGAACAUCGUACAUGGAUGUAUGAUAGGGUGUUACCUAAUCAGCGGGGGUUGAAGGAUGAAUUUAAGCAAGGCGUUGAGGGGUUUAUUAAUCAGGCAAAUAUAUUUUGUCAAAAGGAAGGGACAAUUAGGUGUCCUUGUGCGGAUUGCAAUUGUAUAAAGUGGUUAAAAUCGGAAGAUGUUAGGGCUGAUCUUUGUAGUAAGGGUUUUAUGGACGACUAUUAUGUUUGGACUAGUCAUGGAGAAAUUGAGGGUAGUGCCAGUAAUAUUUGCAAUCAUAAUUUUGUUGUUGGUGAAAGUAGUCAAGAUCCUAGAUUGCAUGAUUUGUUUAUGGGUGCUCUUGGGAUGUACAAUGAGGGUAACAACCAACAACCUAUUGAUCAACCUACCAAUGAAGAGGCACAACGUUUUUAUGCACAAUUAGAGUCUGCUAGUCGUCCAUUUUGCGAAGGCAUGUCGCACUUUGCGUUGUCUGUUGCCGUUAGACUGCUAAGUAUUAAAUCGGAUGCGAAUAUUUCUAUAGCAGGCAUGAACGCUAUGAUUGGGCUUAUGAAAGAACUUAACCCGAACUUAGACAUACCCGAUGAUUACUAUAAAGCAAAAAAAUUGGUUUCCAAAUUAGGUCUCUCGUCUAUGAAAAUUGAUUGUUGCGAAAAAGGUUGCAUGUUGUAUUAUAGGGAUGAUGCAGAUUUAGAGAAUUGCAAAGUUUGUGGAAUAUCUCAUUUUAAACAGCUUGCCAGCAGUAAGAGGGUUGUAGUUAAGGCGAUGCAUUAUUUACCUCUUAUACCAAGGUUAAAGAGGUUGUAUGCAUCACUGAGUUCCGCUCAUCAUAUGAGAUGGCACUAUAAAAAUAGAAGGCCACCCGGUGUUUUGUGUCAUCCAUCAGAUGGAGAAGCAUGGAAGCAUUUUGAUAGAACGUUUCCGGAUUUUGCUAAUGAACCAAGGAAUAUUCGAUUGGGUUUGUGUGCUGAUGGAUUCAUACCAUUUUCUGUCUCAACUGCACCAUAUUCAUGUUGGCCAGUCUUUGUCACACCGUAUAAUCUUCCGCCUCAGAUGUGUAUGACAAGUCCAUAUUUGUUCCUAACUUUCAUUGUCCCGGGUCCACGUAAUCCAAAAAGUUUGAUUGAUGUAUAUUUGCAGCCUUUGAUUCACGAGUUACAUACUUUGUGGCACGAAGGUGUUAUAACAUACGACAUAUCAACCAAAAAAAACUUCAACAUGCAUGCUACUCUUAUGUGGACUAUUAAUGAUUUUCCUGCCUAUGGAAUGUUGUCAAGGUGGAUGACUGCUGGCAAAUUAGCUUGUCCUUAUUGUAUGGAAAACACUAAUCGUUCACUUUAUAACACGGGGGCAAGAAUUCAUGGUUUGAUUGUCACCGUCAGUUCUUACCAGUGGAUCAUGAGUUUAGGAGUAUGA
Lycium ferocissimum is the source of this 1422-nucleotide messenger RNA. RefSeq lists its product as uncharacterized. The transcript has a single exon. NCBI's taxonomy places the organism in Eukaryota, Viridiplantae, Streptophyta, Magnoliopsida, Solanales, Solanaceae. The record is from RefSeq and is a predicted model, not a curated record. Bases 1 to 1422 code for a protein of 473 amino acids.